Messenger RNA from Haliotis rubra (blacklip abalone), 1727 nucleotides. Its product is annotated as UDP-glucuronosyltransferase 2B31-like. The transcript is spliced from 2 exons. Bases 75 to 1628 code for a protein of 517 amino acids. The record is from RefSeq and is a predicted model, not a curated record. NCBI's taxonomy places the organism in Eukaryota, Metazoa, Mollusca, Gastropoda, Lepetellida, Haliotidae. Gene Ontology annotation, molecular function: UDP-glycosyltransferase activity.
ACAGCACGUCGAAAAGAGCGUACGCGGUAUAUGGACGUGAGCUCUCGUGUUGUAAAACAUAUGAAGCUGCUACAAUGACUGCAUCAGCCGUGAUCCUCUCUGUGCUGGUAACGUCGUGGUGCACGGAGGCAGGAAAGGUCCUGUACCUCACCUUCCCACAAUACAGUCAUCUGAAAACAAUGAACUUCGCCAUGGACGACCUCAGCCGAUACGGACACGAACUGUGGACUGCCUACCCUGACUACCUAUCGUCCACAGUCAUGAACUCAAGUCUCAAUUUGAUCAGAAUGAAAGGACUAGGAUCAAUGGAUGUGAACGACGAAUUGUAUUCCGCUUUCGUCAGCGCUCAUGACCCAGGAUUGACUUUUUCAAAGUUUACUGUAAAAGUGAUAAACUGGAAAAACACUUUAAAAAGAAUUAUUGAUAAAAGGACCAUUCCUAUUUCCACCCUUUCAAAAGUACGAGAGAUUAACCAUAAGAUUCUGACAGAUUCCGACAUGCUUCAAGAGAUCAAGGAGAAGAGGUUUGAUCUGGUCAUUGCAAAUGGCGAUAUUGGUCUUCCAUAUAUUAUCAUUCCAUACAUACUGGAUCUACCUUUUUGCAUACUUGGAAAUUCGUACGACCCUUGGCGAAGUGGAAAUCCAAGUCUUCCUUCCUACCUACCUUAUCUUGCUCAUGGUGACAUUGGAACGGAUAGCAUGACCUUUUUGCAGAGAGUAAAGAACACAUUGGCUUACCUGAUGAAGCUUGACUUGCCUCCAUUCAUCCAUGAAAGCGACGUGAUGACCUAUGCCCCGGACAAUACUCCUAUCACCUUUACACAGCUCAUGACCAAUGCUAAGCUAUGGAUGGUUGAACAGGACUCUGUUGCGGACUAUCCAAGACCAUUGAUGCCAAACACGAUUCUAGUAGGAGGUCUUUCUGCACGAGAUUCUAGUAUGCUUUCUGGAAGAUUCAAAGACUUUUAUGACAUAUCAGAUUCCGUGGUAAUAGUUUCUUUCGGAGGCAGUGUAACAACAAUCUCCACGGAAUUGACAGAUAAGCUACAACAGGCAUUUUCUAUGACCAAUUAUAAUUUUGUAUGGAAAUCUGAUAAACCUUCGUGGAACCAGACCAAGUGCCUUCUGACGAAAUGGUUACCCCAGAAUGACCUUCUUGGCAAUUCCAAAACUAAACUGUUUAUCACCCACGGAGGAAAUAAUGGUUAUUUUGAAAGCUUGUAUCACGGUGUACCAAUGCUAGGAGUUCCAAUGUUCGCUGAUCAGUAUUAUAACACUCAAAGAUUACAACACAAGGGAUAUGGCCUAGCUUUAGAUCUGUACAGAAAUUCGGCAGAAGACUUUGCAGAUGCCAUCACCCAAAUCGUAGAGAAUCCGGUGUUUAAAAAGAAUGUGUUGAGAGCUUCUAAACUUUUGAGAGAUAGGCCUAUGAAUUCUCGACAACAAAUUGCGUAUUGGAUCGAUCACGUGAUCAAAUAUGGCGACUCACAUAUUCGCUCUGCUGGCCUUGACCUUCCGUGGUACAAAUACCUCUGUGUGGAUGUGUUUUUGGUUUUGAUAUUCAUUCUGGUAACUGCUUCUCUCGUUUUAUGUAAACUGACACAAACAUUGAUUGCACGAGUACUGUAAAUCAGCCGUGAUUUCUGUACAUUUAAAGUUUUACAAAAUUCAAUGUUUACAAAACAAUAAUUCGCAAAAUGUAACAAAUCAAAUAUAUAAAUGAAAUAG